This is a messenger RNA of Hypanus sabinus (Atlantic stingray), 8582 nucleotides long. RefSeq names its product eukaryotic translation initiation factor 4 gamma 3-like. NCBI's taxonomy places the organism in Eukaryota, Metazoa, Chordata, Chondrichthyes, Myliobatiformes, Dasyatidae. The transcript is spliced from 35 exons. Gene Ontology annotation, molecular function: translation initiation factor activity; protein binding; mRNA binding. The record is from RefSeq and is a predicted model, not a curated record. Gene Ontology annotation, cellular component: eukaryotic translation initiation factor 4F complex. The coding region runs from base 275 to 5281 and encodes 1668 amino acids.
CUUCUCGGACUGAGAGCGGCUUGGUUCGCCAUGUUGGUUUGUGUGUAAAAAAUCGCUUGCAUCCGUCCUAAAGCUUGACUUUUUCACUCUAAGGACGAGUCCUGCUGCUAGUUCACACUCUGGGCCAUCUACCAAUGCUAUUAUUUUUGUGAUUUGCAGGUAAACUCACGUGGGAAACGUCCUUCUGAGGGAGGACACCCUGAGGUACAUCUCUCUGUCUCUAUACAACAAAAUCCGCCUGGUUUUUCUUUUUUUUUGUCUUCUUCAGCCUGAAAUGAGCUUACCACAGAAAGCCAAACCACAGCCUGUAAUAAGAGGACUACAACAGCCUGCUUCAAUUGCCAGAGGACCUGUGCAGCAGACAAUUGAAGACCGUAUCUACUCUCCACAAGCAGCAGUAGCCACGGUCCAGUAUACAGUCCCACAGGUGCCCAGACAGGCAGGACCUGCUGCUUACACAACACACGAAAUAAACAAAGGUCAUCCAAAUCUCCCCGCAACGCCGCCAGGCCAUGCCUCUUCACCAGGCCUCUCACAGGCAGCCUUCCAGUCUGGACAAAAUGCAGCUCCUCCUCCACUUGUGUAUUCCCAAAAUCCACAGACAAUGACUACACAACCACAGACAAGACAGUUUUUUCAAAGACCACCGAUGCAACCAACUAGACCCAGCAUACCGAAUAAUAAUCCUUCCAUGCGUCCAGGGACACAGACUGCAACGGCUGCAGUCUAUCCACCCAGCCAAGGGCCUAUAAUAAUGAUGAAUCCACCUGUGCCAUAUCCCCCAGCUCCUCAGGCUCCUUAUUAUAUUGCUAAUCCGUUCCGCCCUAGUGCGACUCCAUACAUGGGGCCACCCCAGCAGUAUCCUGUUCAGCCGCCUCCUGGUCCAUUCUAUUCUGGACCAGGUCCUGGUGAUUUCACUACAUAUGCCUCAGAAACAAGGCGCAGAGGGUGGCCCCAAUCAGGAGUUCAGCCACUGUGUGCACCGUCCUAUUACAGUCAACCUGUGUAUUCGCCAUCUGCACCUUUGAUAAUGCCGGCACAACAACCACCACCUCCAGCAAAGAGGGAAAAGAAAACGAUUAGAAUCCGUGACCCAAAUCAAGGAGGCAAAGACAUCACUGAAGAAAUAAUGUCAGGCGGAGGUGGAAGUAGGAACCCAACACCUCCUGUUGGGAGGCCAAACACCACACCCACUCCACCUCAGCUGCCCAGUCAGGUUGCAGAUCAUGCACCAGUUUUUGGAACUGUGGAAAAUACUCACGUGGCAUCAAAUGUGGACUUCAAGCAAGUGGAACGGACUGAAACUGCUGUUACAAAACUGAAAACAGAAGAAAAACCAAAGCAGGAACUACCAGUGAAAGGUUCAUCCACAGAUGUUAGAACAGAAAUUGCUGAAGAAAAGGAGAUUGAUGGCGGAACUUCUGAUACAGGUCCUUUACUGGAGGAGGAAGAAGAGGAAGGGGAACAGGAGGAGGAAGGGGAAGUGGUGGCUGAGGAGGUGGUAGAGGAAGAAGAGGCGGUCUUAGUGGAACAUGUUUCUAGCAAUGCUGUUUUCCCAACUAUGGAUUCUACUGAAGGAACAUCCAUUUCCAGUGAGGAGAAGAAACUUGCACCUAGCAUACAUUUGCACAUAGAUGUGGAAAAGGAUAAACAAAAAGAGCAGGACACUGAAGAUCUAUCCGAAGAAACGAUUGUUGCUUCAUUUGAUGAAACCGUGGAACCUUGCACUGUUGUCUCAACUAAAGAAGUGAAUGGCAUUGCAGGCCAGGAAGUAUCACAAAGCACCUUGGAAGGUGUUUCACAAAACUUUCCAUUGUCUACAAAUGUAGAGAAUGCAGAUAAUCUUAGGACAGAAGCAGACGCAGAGGUGACACUUUCUUCUCCUGCUUAUUCGAUUAGUCUGGAGGCUGCAGCAGAGGAGGAGAACAGUGAGGAAGUGCCUGUUAAUGAUGACAAAGAUGAAGAUGUGGAAUGCAAGGAAUUUAUGAAAGUUGAGGAGAAAGAGGUGGAGGAAAAUGAAUCACAACAAUUAAACUCCAAAAAAAGCCCUGAGAUUUUGUAUGUCCAGAUACCUAUUACUGCACCAAAGAUGCAGAAGAGUCCAAAAGAGUGGGACAAACCUGAUGAGGAUUUGUUAGAAAUCAGUGAAGAGCUUAAACUUGAAGAACUUGCAGUUGAAAAUUUGCCUGAAUCUGAACAAGAUAGAACAGUUCCAGGUUUAAACCUGGACAAAGACUUGGACAUUAAAGAUCAUGCAGAUGUGGAAGAAAAUGGGAAUCAGGAGAUAGAACCAGAACAGAAUGGUUCAGAGACUGUAUCUGAAAGUGAAAGCACAGAGACGAGCGCCAAAGAGAUCCCUGAUGAUAGCGUGGUGUGCGGCUUCAAAGAAGACCAGUGGAAAUUGACAAAUCCAGAGGGCAAGAAGCGAUAUGACCGUGAAUUUCUCCUUGGUUUCCAGUUCAUAGCGGCUAGUACACAGAAACCAGAUGGGCUGCCAGCAAUCAGCGAUGUUGUUCUUGAUAAGAUUGCCCAGACUAAACAAAUAACAAGGCCUUUAGACUCCUCACGAAUACUAUCCCGGGGCCCAGACUUCACACCAUCAUAUGCAGACUUUGGAAGGCAGCCACAAAGUGGACGAGUAGGAGCGGUGCUAAAUUCUGGUCCACGAAGGUCACAGCAUGGGCAAAGAAGAGAACCAAGGAAGAUUAUUGCAAAUAUAUCUGUAAAUGAUGAUGUCCAGUUGAAGAAAUCAGAGAAUGCAUGGAAGCCUAUAUUAAAACGAGAAGAAGUCUCUGAUGACUCAGAUGUGCAAAAAACACAGGAACUUUUUCGGCGAGUAAGAAGCAUCCUGAACAAACUUACACCACAGAUGUUUCAACAAUUGAUGAAACAAGUUCAGGAGCUGACAAUAGAUACAGAAGAGAGGCUGAAAGGGGUUAUUGACCUAGUGUUUGAGAAAGCAAUUGAUGAACCUAAUUUCUCAGUAGCAUAUGCCAACAUGUGUCGCUGCCUCACAAUGUUGAAAGUCCCAGUGUCAGAUAAACCAGGUGUCUCAGUGAAUUUCCGUAAGCUACUACUAAAUCGAUGUCAGAAAGAAUUUGAAAAGGACAAAGCAGAUGAUGUUGUCAAUGAGAAGAAGCAGAAAGAGAUUGAUGCUACUAUUAAAUCAGAAGAGAAGUCCAGGCUUCAAGAUGAGCUAGAAGAAUCCAAGGACAAGGCUCGUAGAAGAUCCAUUGGAAACAUUAAAUUUAUUGGUGAACUGUUCAAACUUAAAAUGUUAACAGAAGCCAUCAUGCACGACUGUGUUGUGAAACUUCUAAAGAACCAUGAUGAGGAGUCAUUAGAAUGUUUAUGUAGGUUAUUAACCACAAUUGGCAAGGAUCUCGACUUUGAGAAAGCAAAACCUCGCAUGGACCAAUAUUUCAACCAAAUGGAAAAGAUAGUGAAAGAAAGGAAAACAUCAUCUAGGAUACGUUUUAUGCUCCAAGAUGUGAUAGAUGUGAGAAUGAAAAACUGGGUGUCACGUAGGAUUGAACAAGGGCCAAAGACUAUUGAACAGAUUCAUAAAGAAGCUCAAAUUGAAGAGCAACAGCAGCAACUGAAGGUUCAUCAACAAUUAUUGUCGAAACAAGAUAAGAGGCGAACAGGUGCUGUUCGACCUACGGAAGAAGCAUGGAAUACUGUUCCAGUAACAAAGAGCAGCAGAACGAUAGAUCCCAGCAAAUUUCCAAAAAUCACUAAACCUGCCACGGAUGAUAAAAUACAGCUGGGUCCAGGAUGUCGAUUAGGCAGCUGGGGUAAGGGCAGCAGUGGAGGAGCAAAAGCUAAUGAAUCUGAUUCACCUCGAACAACAAGCUUAAAUAGAUUUUCUGUGCUACAGCAGUCUAGCCCACUUUCUGAUUCAGAUGCACGCAGAAUGACACCCAGUCGAAGCAGUACAGGUAGAGAGAAGAACGAUAAACCAGCAGGUCGGCCAGCUAUCACAAGGGGGAGCAGUAAUAAGGAACUCCUUGAUGAUCGAACACGAGAAGAAGAGAGGAGAGAAGCCCUUGAAAUUGUACAACAAGCCACAAGUACCUCUGAGGAGAAGAGUGCAGAGGGAGAUAGGAACCGUACUAAGGAAAAUGUGAAAUCGGAAGUUCCUUCUGCCGAAGUUUCCCUCAGAGCUGUUGAGGCUGAAGAAACAAUGGAGAAAAAAUCAAAGUCUAUUAUUGAUGAGUUUUUGCACAUUAACGAUUAUAAGGAAGCGCUCCAAUGUGUGGAUGAAUUGAAUUCUCUGAGCCUACUCCAUGUCUUUGUAAGAGUAGGUGUAGAGUCAACGUUAGAGAGAAGUCAGAUAACAAGGGAACACAUGGGACAGCUUUUCUACCAGCUGAUACAGUCUGAAAAACUACCCAAGGAUGAAUUCUUCAAAGGGUUUUUAGAACUCUUGGAAUUGGCAGAGGAUAUGGCCAUUGACAUACCACAUAUAUGGUUGUACCUGGGUGAACUUGUGACACCCAUGUUACAAGAAGGAGGAAUCUCUAUGAGAGAAUUAUUUACAGAACUUAGUAAACCUUUACAUCCUGUAGGGAGAGCAGGGGUUCUGCUUGCAGAAAUUUUGCACCUUCUAUGCAAACAAAUGAGCCAUAAGAAAGUUGGGGCCUUAUGGAAAGAGGCUGGCCUAAAUUGGAAAGAUUUCCUUCCUGAGGGAGUUGAUGUUCAACAUUUCAUUAGUGAUAAAAAAUUGGAGUUUACUAUAUCAGAUGUUUCUGGUCCUUCUGAAGCACUUUCAAAAUUGGAGCUCUCUGCUGAAGAACUGAACAAGUGGCUAGAAAAACUUAUAAUUGAAGACAAGGCCAGCAAUGAGCAAAUCUUUGAUUGGGUAGAAGCUAAUUUAGAUGAAACACAGAUUGGUUCAUCAACAUUCCUUAGAGCUUUGAUGACAACUGUAUGUAGAUCAUCUAUUACAGGUGAAGGAGCUUCAAGUCGUGUAGAUGCAACCAUUAUACAGCAGCGAUUGCGAUUGUUACUCAAGUACCUUAAUUCUGAUCCUGAACGAGAAUUACAAGCACUUUAUGCACUACAAGCAUUAAUAGUAAAACUUGAUCAACCUCCUAACUUGUUAAGGAUGUUCUUUGACACUUUGUAUGAUGAGGAUGUUAUAUCUGAAGAUGCAUUCUACAAAUGGGAAUGUAGCAAAGACCCAGCAGAACAGAAUGGCAAAGGGGUAGCGCUAAAAUCUGUCACAGCUUUUUUUACAUGGCUAAGAGAAGCAGAGGAGGAGUCAGAAGAUAACUGAACCUAAAAGGUCUUCGCCAAUCAAAGUGCACAAAGGCCAAUCAUCGCAACAAAUAUGCACAGAAAAAAGUCAGCGAUCAUGAUGAAAAUUAUGGUACACACAAGUAAAGAAAAGCCGCGGUGAUGUUAAAGAACCAUGGGUGGGAGCACUAAAAAUUGUAUUAUUUAUAGAAAAUAUUUUUGUUUUAAAUUUUACGCUUUUUGUUAUUUUUAAAAGGACAUAUGGUUCCAUUUUUCUGUGCAGCAAAAAAUAAAAAAAUUGAACACUUUAAUUUAUUUUUAGAACUGCAACAGUGAUGUAAUUUGAGUUUGCAGUUACUGUAAACAGAAUGUAAUAUAGUUAAAAAGACCCAAACUCUUGCCUACAUGACCAUUACAAACAAAUAUAGGGCAUCAAAUUUAGUAUAUGGGUAGGGUUGGGGGGAGGGGGAGGGUGGUAACAAUAAUGGCUGAAAGUAGUAAUAUGUACCAGUAAUUCUUCCUGCCUGCUUCAGCUUGCUCUAGAAAUGUACAUAACAUUCAACUGGAAGAUGAUGCUCCCUGAAUUUCCAAGCCCAUACAUCAUGAACUGCAGAAUAUGGAGAACUUGUACAAACAAAAAUUCAACUGAGGAAGUGCUUGUAAUACUUUCAAACUAUAGUACUACUCAAGAGCUUGUAAAUACAUAAAGAGAAAUAUUUAAAAAAGACUCAUUACUAUCUUUUCACAUUCAAAACUAAAUAAAAACAAACAGUGCAAGUUGAAAAUAUUUAAAAAAAACCUGUUUAUCUGAAAAUUAAUGGUUACAAGACCUGUUCUACAUAACUUUGUACUCCGUUACCUCAUUGUAAUAUAUAGUGCAGUGGAUGCAAUGCUUAUUAUUGUGGCAGAAGUCAUUAUCAAAUGGCUGGCUAACAUAGGUCAGUCAUUGGUUUAUGACAAGUCUUUAUAUAUUUAAAAAAACGCUGCACGAAUGAGGAUUCUUUCUCCUUACAAAAUUUCUACCUUUGAUCCAAGGUGGCUGCUGAAUCUUGUGAGAGAAAUGAAAAUCAUAGGAAGUCAGAGUCUCUGAAAUAAAGGAUUACAAAUCCCAUACAGAAUUGCAAAUUUUCUCAGAAGCUGCUACCUUGAUUCUACAUACAGCAUAUCGAGGAUAUGUCAGACAACUCCUUACGUAAACUUGUGUGGCUAAUCUCAUGAGUUACUGGUCUGACUUGAAAUGGUGGCUCACAGAUUAAUGCUAGAUUUUGCUUGUACCAGUUUGUGCAUUUAUUUGAAAAUUGGUUUUGAAAAGCCAAGCUUAACACCGGUCAGUUAUGAUUUUGAGACUUGCUUCAAUGCAAGUGACUAUUGGAAUGCUUAUGAAGAUAAUGUUCCAGACUUGAGAUGCCAUUAAAUAACUGUAUAACUUGAAUUAAAAACUGUUCUAGGCUGGUAAUAAAUAUUGGGUGGAUUUUUUUUCCCUGCUUUCAGACUUUAUGCAUGUUCAGUGAUUCUGUUUUGGAUGCAGCUAUUGCACUUACCUGCCAAAUUGUGUGUUGGCAUGAGUUAAUUAAUACAAAUGCAAGAGGAUUACCUAUGGGUUCAUCAGUGGUAAAAGGUUAAUGGCAGUGACUGGACUGUUUUUCACUUUUCUCAAUAUGUAACGUGCCUUGAUAUGCAUGAGCCAACAGGGUAUAUCUGUGUGUUGGAUUGAAAUGUGUCCAAACCCAAAAAGUUAAGCUGACUCUGAACUAAUUCCUCGUUCUACAAAAUGGAGACUCUAAAGCCCAUUGGACACUUUGGGUACACACAUGAAAUGAUAAAGCAGAUAAAUGAAAUUUUACAGUAUUCUUAAUUCUUUGAACAUGAAGAAUGAAAUCUUUGGUUGAAGCAGAUCAUUGUAAAAUAGCAGCUAACUGGUUAGUAAAAUAUUUAUAUUUUAAUACAAUAAUGUAUUAUAGGAGUCUAGGUAAGUUUUAGUGGUCCAGGUUGCACAUUAGUGAAAACCUAAUUGGUACAUUGUCAAAAUUUGAUCAAUGCAAAAGUUGGUUUGCUUUGUGCAAUAAAUACUUAAGGGAAUUAGCCUGGCUCUCCUACCAACAUCUCAGAUAUUGUAGUGUGGAAGUUCUGUGAUUAAAUUUUUUAUCAGGAAGUUACUGGCAUGAUUUAUGUCUCAUGGUCGUGCAUGGGUAUUACAGUAUGGAUCAAGUAAAGAUGACUAUUUGUGCAUUUUGUGAUUCACUAUAUUAAAUAAUUAAAAAUGGAGAAUAAUUAAUUCUUAACAGAAGUCUAGAGAACCAAAAACAAUUGCUGAAUGCAUGAAUGGUGCUUCAUGGAUAUUCAAACUGUAUAAUGUAGUGCUUCAUCUUAUUUUCAUGACCAUUUCACUCAGUUAUAAUCAAUUAACCAGAUAAGCUGAAGAUCUUAUUAUUCUGUUAUUUUCUAGGUGGCAUAAUUAUUGGAUUCCGACAACCCAGCUUUGCCAUAAAUGUAUAUAAAUCGAUUACUCUGAGAAAGGUCCUGACUCUUUGUAGAAAACUUGGAUUCCAGUCCGUCAUAGAACUUUUCAAUGUUUUAUGACUGAAUGGAGAGCAUAAUGUAUAAAAUCAGUUCUUGAAAGCAGGAGCUAAAAAAUCAGAUGUGUACUCAAAGAGAGCUUACUGUGAGGUAAAAAAGUGUUUCAUGUGUCAGAAGUUUUAAUGAAGUUAUUUCAAGUUUAUGAAAAACAUCCUGCAGUUUUCAAUAAGACCAGACUUAAUAACACUUCUUAAAUGCAGAAUUUUAUAAACAUGACAAAUGUAAUGAAAGUCUGGAAGUAUGUAAAUGUUCAAACUGAAUAACGGAAUCCCACUGAAUCAUGCGUUCCACUGAUAAUUGUUAAGUGAAACUCAAUGAAAGGAAGUCCAAUCAGUCUUCCUACUAUGUGUGGUAAAAUUUAUUAUUUUUUAUUUUAUUAUGAAUAUGAAAACAGUUAAUUACUGAAUCUAAGACCUGCAUCUAAGAUCAGCAAUGUAAGAUGGACUCCGAUGUCUGACUCUUGCCUAUAGCAACAAAUUACGGAAUUAUUAAAUUUAAUCUCUUAUUCCCUGUUAUAUUGACACUAUUCUUUAAUAAUCUUUGUAAACGUACUCGUAUUGUUUUCAUCUAAUGGAUAAGUGAUCAUUUUAUUCCUUUAUUGAAGGUAUAGUUCAGUUUGCAAAAAAGAAAUCAAAUUGGAGCAAGUUGUAAAGUCUUUCCAGCAGAUACUUAAAAUUAUAAACUUAUUCAGGGUUUAUUUAAGGAACAUUUACCUUGACGGGUGAAUUUGCAUCCACUUUUUAUUGACAUUUAAUAUCUUCAUA